Molecule: messenger RNA, 4299 nt
Organism: Drosophila ficusphila
Lineage: Eukaryota; Metazoa; Arthropoda; Insecta; Diptera; Drosophilidae
Gene: Sp1
Product: transcription factor Sp9
Exons: 4
Coding region: 948-3179 (743 amino acids)
Biological process (GO): regulation of transcription by RNA polymerase II
Molecular function (GO): DNA-binding transcription factor activity, RNA polymerase II-specific; RNA polymerase II cis-regulatory region sequence-specific DNA binding
Source: RefSeq, a predicted model, not a curated record
UUGCAAGCCUUUGAACGAUCAGCGACGACGGCGUUACUUUUGGCGCGGAUACAGCAGCGACACUUUUUUUCCGUUGGCAGGCGCCUCCUGUCACCAAACAAACAAAUCAACAAGCCAACAAACAAACAAACAAACAAAUAAACAAACCAAGCAGCAACAAACAAAAGCAUAAACAAACCAUAAACAAGCCAACCAGCAGACAAGCUAAAGCAAACAACAACUGUGCAUUUUUGGUUCGAGAUUCCUUUAAUUUCUUCGCUUACAUUUCUUUUUUUGCCUGUGUUCCUUAAACAAAACAAAAAAAAAAUAUUUAAAAAUAAUAUGCAUAUAUAUAAUAAGUAAGCACAAUAACCAGUGACAAUAAGAGCAGUGGAACAUUGCAACUCUGAAGAGCAAACAUCAGCAAACAUCAGCCGACGGCCGAGUGGGAAAAGUGCAACGCCGACGGACUCGAGAAAGAUACAGAUACAGAUACAGAUAGAGAUUAUACUCGUAGAUACGGAUAUCUGGGCGUUGGGCCAAAUGCUAAUGCUAAUCCCUUAGCGGUUUGCCCACUUUGCUUUUUUUCUGAGUGCGUGUGUGCUUGUGCUGUGCUGUGCUGUGCUGUGCUUGCCAAUCCAUGUCCAUGUCCUUUAUAUCUUCCUCCUAUACUCCAAACCAGUGAGCCUGUCCUGCAACAAUAGCCACAAAAAAAUACAUAAAGAAAAAAAUAGAUAGAAUACAAAAGAAAGCAAAACAAAACCGAACCCGAAACAGUUGCCUUAAAACCAUUGUGUGAGAACCGUUUUUAAGUGGCUGGAAAACAAAGCGAGUCGCCAAGAGAAAAAGACACCAUCAUUGUGCGCCUCAAAUUGACAGCAGCAGCAGCAGCGACAACUGCAUCUGCAACUGCAACUGCAACUGCAGCAGCAACAUCAGCGGCAGCCGCGGCAACAUCCAGUGCAAAUAUGCUAACGGACAUGACACCGACCGCCGGUCAGCUAUACGGCUCCCAAAUUCCGGCCAUGGGUAUGAACAUCAGCAACAUCGCCACACACUUGCAGAAGCCACAAGUUAAUCCGGACCAUCCCAGCCUGAGGGGAACCCCGCUGGCCAUGCUGGCCGCCCAGUGCAACAAGCUCUCCAACAAAUCCCCGCCCCCGCUGGCCGAUGCCGCUGUGGGCAAGGGCUUCCAUCCGUGGAAGAAGAGCCCCAAUUCCCCGGCAGCGGGUUCCAGCGGCUCCUCCGGCGGCGGAGGCGGCGGCGGUGGCCAGCACUCGCCCUGCGCCAUCUCAGCGGCCAGCUCGUCGAGCUCCAGCGGCUCCAGCGGAGGGGGAUCGAGGAGCCUCUCCUCCAGCGCCAGCACCAUGGUGAACAUCACAGCUAGCAUCUAUCCUUACAGUCGCCCCCUGGCCUCCUCCUGCGCGGCGGUGGGCGGCGGGGGAGCCGCCACCUCCUCCUCGUCGGGCGGCUCCUCCUCCUCCGCCUCCGGUUCGCAGUCCUCCUCCUCGGCAUCGGCGGUGGCAGCUGCGUACGGCGGCGAUCUCUACUUCCCGAACACCUCCACCUCGAACAUGGACAACCAUCACAUGCACCAGGGCCUCCUUGGCAAGGUGGAGGCCGGCGCUGCCGCCUUCGGUGGCGUCUACUCCCGCCACCCGUACGACUGGCCCUUCAAUGCGGUGACCCACAAGGAGGCGGCGGCGGCGGCGAGCGUCAAUUCCGGCUGGUGGGACAUGCACAGUGCCGCCGGCUCCUGGCUGGACAUGGGCGGUGCUGGGAUGCACUCCACCAUGGCCAACUACGCGAGCGAGAACUACAGCUCGGCGCUGAGCCACUCGCUCCUGGGAUCGGGCCAGCACCUCCUGCAGGACACCUACAAGAGCAUGCUGCCCGGCCAGGGCGUCGGCGUCGGCGUUGGCGUCGGUGUGGGCGUGGGCGUCGGCAUGGGCGGAUUCUCCCUGCCGCACAGCUCACCCUCAGCGGCAGCGGCAGCGGCAGUGACGGCGGCGGCGGCAGCGGGCGGGUCGCCACAGGGCGGCUCACCGUCAACGCCAUCGCCGCGCUCGCAGCGACGGUACGCGGGACGGGCCACCUGCGAUUGCCCCAACUGCCAGGAGGCGGAGCGCCUGGGACCGGCUGGCGUCCAUCUGCGCAAGAAGAACAUCCACUCGUGCCACAUACCAGGGUGUGGCAAGGUCUACGGGAAGACGUCGCACCUGAAGGCUCACCUGCGGUGGCACACCGGCGAGCGUCCCUUCGUUUGCAACUGGCUGUUCUGCGGCAAGCGCUUCACGCGCUCCGACGAACUGCAGCGCCACUUGCGGACGCACACCGGCGAGAAGCGCUUUGCUUGCCCCGUGUGCAACAAGCGCUUUAUGCGCAGCGACCAUUUGGCCAAGCACGUGAAGACGCACAAUGGCACCGCCGGCGGCCAUCAGGCGAAUGGCCAUGGCCACCACGGCCAUGGCCAUGGCCAUGGCCACCAUGGCAUGAAGAAGGGCUCCUCGGAGUCGUGCAGCGACUCGGAGGAGGCUGCCAACCAGUCCAGUGAGUCCAACGGUCUGGGCGGCGUGGCCAGUGGCCAGCAGCACGGUGGAUCCGGAUCCGGCGGCACGGUAACGGGAGCGGGAGGGGGAGCGGUAUCAGCGCUUUCGCUGGCGGUUGCGGGCGCCAUAGCCACUGGUAAUGGGGGAUCGAAUGGCAAUUCGAAUUCGGGCGGCUCGAGUGGCGGUGGCUCCGUAACCGUUGGCGGCGGCGGCUCGCUGGCCGGUUCCGUUUCCGUUUCCGUUGCGGGCUCCGGCUCUGGCAGCCAUCCCGGCACCCCGACCUCGCUGCACGGCCACAAUGCCAAUGGCACGCCCAGCAGCCUGCUGGGCGGCGGUCUGCACCUGGCCACGCCGCACCAAAUGGUCGCCGCGGGCGGUUCGCCGGUGAUGCUCCACCAGCAGCAGCAGCAGCAGCACCACCAGCAGCAGCAACAGCAGCAACACCACCAGCAGCAGCAACAGCAACACCACCAGCAACAGCAACACCAGCAACAGCAGCAACAUCAUCAGCAAUUCGGACAGCAGCAGCAACAGCAUCCACAUGCCCAUCACCUGCACCACCAUGCGCACCACUCGCACCACCUGGCCACCGGUGGGUCGCCGGGUCUGGACCCCAGCUCCCUGGUGGACAUAAAGCCACCGAUGGUUUGAGGAUCGCUGGGACCCUUCCUGUUUACCAACUAGAAAGGGCUCCCACCACCUGAAUAAACCAUAAAAAACACACAAUAUUAUAUAGUAUAUAUAUAUAUAUAUCACUUUGAUCCUGCGGUUGUACAUAUAGCCAGCAGAUGUCGUCUGUACAUAUUGAACAACAAAAAACAAAUGCAAAUCCGAUCUAUGUGUCUAUCGCGCUAAUCCCAGCACUAAAAUAAUAAAUAUAUAUAUAUAUAUAUAUUGCUUAUAGCCUAUUUGUAGUCUAAGCCAUUUCUAGAAUAUCUAGUUGUCCCCCAGAUGCGAGGAACGUUUUUUUUUAAUCGACUUUUUUUUUGACUAGCCCUAUGGAUAUGUAAUUUUUUCAUAGCUCAUAAGCAUACGUACAUAUAUAAAUAUAUAUAUAAACGACAUUAACCAAGAGACAAGCUUCGAGCACCACAAAAACGAGAAAAGAAAAAACAAUGAUAAUGAAAAUGAAAAUGAAAGGAUAAACAAUUAUGCAAUUCUAAAUGGAGAAACCUAAAUAUAUAUUAAUAAAGUAUAUGUAUGGAUAUUGAGCGGGGGAAAAACAUCAUAAAUAUAUUUCUAGUCCAAUUAUGAAGUGUGAGCGAACCAAAAUUGUAAAUGAAAACAAAAAAAAAAAAAGAAACGAAAAGAACGAUGAGCAGGGGGAAGGGGGAUUUACACUCUAGCCCUUGUAAAUUAGCGUAUGUCCCUCAUUUAUUUUUGCUAAUCCCAUUUAAACCAAGACGAUCGAGGAUAUCUUAGACGCUAGUGCUUUAAUCGACCCAACUAGAACCCAAGCUAAACCUAAACUAAAUGUGUUUUUUGUUGUUUUAUUUGAACUAGGCUUAGAGCAGAUACUUAGAUACUUAGCACACUCACACACACACACACACACACAGAAACCCGAACACAAACACACACACACAUACACAAAACACACACAAACAGCACGGAUGCAAAGAGGACUUUGGCCAGUCCUCCGAAAAACGUAGGCCGCAUCAGCAAUUUAUCAUCUUCGAUUACUUUUUUUUGUCUAUGUAAAUUAAUUAUUUAAAAUACGAAUAAACUAUUUAAAUUUCAUUCAAAAUAAAUGUACAACAAAACGCUCCGA